UCUUUCUUUUUUUUUCCCCUUCAGAGUAGUCUUGUCUUCAACUUGAGCUCUUAUCUGGCAAGACGCUAACAUUUACCUCUGAGUUUUUGCUUAACUCUCGCUUUUCUCCUUCUUGAGCGAUGUAAACUCCUUUACACUUUCUAUUAUUGCCCCUACUCUCUCCAUUACCUGUAUCCCUUGCCCUGGUAGUUUAGUUGCCCCUAAUAAACAGGACCCCGGAACUUAGGCUGACUUGACAGGAAUUAAAUGGAAAAGAUACGUAUGGCAAGGCCCAACUUCUGCCCCUAUUCUGUUUCCGGUGACAGAAGAAGACCCCAUUUUGAGCAGUUUCAGUCGCUGCCUUAAGGCAGAUGUGCUUAGUGUUUGGCGGCGAGAUCAAAGACCUGGAAGAAGAGAAUUGUGGAUAUUUUGGUGGGGUGAAGACCCCAAUUUUGCUGACCUUAUUCACCAUGACUUAUCAGAAGAGGAAGAUGGAGUGUGGGAGAACGGACUUUCCUAUGAAUGCCGUACUCUGCUUUUCAAAGCAGUUCACAAUCUGUUGGAACGGUGUUUAAUGAACCGAAAUUUUGUACGUAUUGGGAAGUGGUUUGUAAAACCUUAUGAAAAAGAUGAAAAACCUGUAAAUAAAAGUGAACACUUGUCCUGCUCUUUCACCUUUUUCUUGCAUGGAGACAGCAAUGUUUGUACCAGUGUGGAAAUUAAUCAACAUCAAUCUGUAUACCUUCUCAGUGAAGAGCAUAUUACCCUUGCUCAACAGUCUAAUAGUCCAUUUCAAGUAAUCUUAAGCCCAUUUGGACUAAAUGGCACUCUCACAGGACAGGCAUUCAAGAUGUCUGAUUCAGCUACAAAAAAAUUGAUUGGUGAAUGGAAACAGUUCUACCCUAUCUCAUGUUGCUUGAAGGAGAUGUCUGAAGAAAAACAAGAAGAUAUGGAUUGGGAAGAUGAUUCUCUAGCUGCAGUAGAAGUUCUUGUUGCUGGUGUUCGAAUGAUCUACCCAGCAUGCUUCGUUCUAGUCCCUCAGUCAGACAUUCCUACUCCUAGCUCUGUGGGCUCCUCUCACUGUUCAGCUUCUUGCUUGGGUGUCCACCAAGUGCCUGCUUCCACAAGAGAUCCUGCUAUGUCUUCAGUUACUCUUACACCACCUACAUCUCCUGAGGAAGUCCAAACAGUUGAUCCUCAGUCUGCUCAGAAAUGGGUCAAAUUUUCUUCAGUAUCUGAUGGCUUCAACUCUGAUAGUACUAGCCACCAUGGUGGGAAAGUACCCCAAAAAUUAGCCAGUCAUGUGGUGGAUAGAGUUUGGCAAGAAUGCAAUAUGAACAGAGCACAGAACAAGAGGAAAUACUCUGCUUCAUUGGGUGGCCUGAAUGAAGAAGAGAUACCUGAUAAAGUAGCAUGCUGGGACUUUGUUGAAGCCACACAAAGAACAAGUUGCAGUUGUUCGAGGCACAAAAAUCUCAAACCAAGAAAUACUGGACAACAAGGACAGGCACCAUCUUUAAAUCAACAACAGCAAGUACUUCCUAAGCACAAGACCAAUGAAAAACAAGAAAAGAAUGAAAAGCCACAGAAACGCCCUUUGACUCCUUUUCAUCAUCGCGUAUCUAUUAGUGAUGAUGUUGGCAUGGACGCAGAUUCAGCCAGCCAAAGACUUGUGAUCUCUGCUCCUGAUAGUCAAGUGAGAUUUUCAAACCUCCGAACUAAUGAUGUAGCAAAGACUCCUCAAAUGCAUGGCACUGAAAUGGCAAACUCACCUCAGCCACCCCCACUUAGUCCUCACCCGUGUGAUGUGGCUGAUGAAGGAGUGACCAAAACACCUUCAACUCCUCAAAGUCAGCAUUUUUAUCAAAUACCAACACCGGAUCCCUUGGUUCCUACCAAACCAAUGGAAGAUAGGAUAGACACUUUGUCCCAGUCUUUCCCACCUCAAUUCCAGGAAACUGUAGAACCUACAGUGUAUGUUGGUACAGCAGUGAAUUUGGAGGAAGAUGAAGCUAAUACAGCCUGGAAGUAUUACAAGGUCCCAAAGAAAAAGGAUGUAGAGUUUUUACCGCCUCAGCUUCCAAAUGAUAAAUUCAAGGAUGAUCCAGUUGGACCUUUUGGGCAGGAAAGUGUAACAUCAGUUACAGAGUUAAUGGUGCAGUGUAAGAAACCUUUAAAAGUUUCUGAUGAAUUAGUACAGCAAUAUCAAAUUAAAAACCAGUAUAUUUCAGCAAUAGCAUCUGAUACAGAAAAAGAACCUAAAAUUGAUCCAUAUGCAUUUGUUGAAGGAGAUGAGGAAUUCCUUUUUCCUGACAAAAAAGAUAGACAAAAUAGUGAGAGAGAAGCUGGAAAAAAACAUAAGGUAGAAGAUGGGACAUCUAGUGUUACAGUCUUAUCACAUGAAGAAGAUGCUAUGUCAUUAUUUAGUCCCUCUGUUAAGCAAGAUGCACCACGUCCUAGUAAUCAUGCCCGUCCUCCAUCAACCAGUUUGAUUUAUGACUCAGACCUGGCUGUCUCUUAUACUGACCUUGAUAAUCUCUUCAAUUCUGAUGAAGAUGAACUAACACCUGGAUCUAAAAAAUCAGCGACUGGAUCAGAUGAUAAAGCCAGCUGCAAAGAAUCAAAGACAGGAAAUCUGGAUCCAUUAUCUUGCAUAAGCACUGCAGAUCUUCAUAAGAUGUAUCCUACACCACCAUCAUUGGAACAACAUAUUAUGGGAUUUUCCCCAAUGAAUAUGAAUAAUAAAGACUAUGGUAGUAUGGAUACAACACCUGGAGGAACUGUUCUAGAUGGAAAUAGUUCUAGUAUAGGAGCACAGUUCAAAAUUGAGGUUGAUGAGGGAUUCUGUAGCCCAAAACCUUCUGAAAUUAAAGAUUUUUCUUAUGUCUAUAAGCCUGAAAAUUGUCAAGUUCUUGUGGGAUGUUCCAUGUUUGCACCUCUGAAAAAUCUACCAAGCCAAUGUCUGCCCCCUAUCAAAUUGCCAGAAGAGUGUAUUUACCGUCAGAGUUGGACUGUUGGAAAAUUGGAAUUGCUUCCUUCAGGGUCUACAAUGCCAUUCAUCAAAGAAGGUGAUGGAAGUAAUAUGGAUCAAGAAUAUGGACCUGCUUAUACUCCUCAAACCCAUACUUCUUUUGGGAUGCCUCCUAGCAGCGCACCUCCUAGUAACAGUGGAGCAGGAAUUCUUCCUUCUCCAUCCACCCCUAGGUUUCCAACUCCAAGGACUCCAAGGACUCCUCGAACUCCUCGUGGAGCUGGUGGACCUGCUAGUGCUCAAGGUUCAGUAAAAUAUGAAAACUCAGACCUGUACUCACCAGCCUCCACCCCAUCCACAUGCAGACCCCUUAAUUCUGUUGAACCUGCAACUGUUCCUUCUAUCCCUGAAGCACACAGUCUUUAUGUAAACCUCAUUCUUUCAGAAUCAGUUAUGAAUUUGUUUAAAGACUGUAACUUUGAUAGUUGCUGUAUCUGUGUCUGCAACAUGAAUAUCAAGGGUGCAGAUGUUGGAGUUUACAUUCCAGAUCCAAUGCAGGAAGCACAGUAUAGGUGUACCUGUGGCUUCAGUGCUGUCAUGAACAGAAAAUUUGGAAACAAUUCAGGAUUAUUUCUUGAGGAUGAACUAGAUAUCAUUGGACGCAACACAGACUGUGGCAAAGAAGCAGAAAAACGUUUUGAAGCUCUCAGGGCUACCUCUGCUGAACAUAUUAGUGGAGGUCUAAAGGAAUCUGAAAAAUUACCUGAUGAAUUGAUACUGUUGCUACAAGAUCAGUGUACUAAUUUAUUUUCACCCUUUGGAGCAUCAGACCAAGAUCCUUUUCCCAAAAUCGGUGUAAUUAGCAAUUGGGUACGCGUUGAAGAGCGGGACUGCUGCAAUGACUGCUAUCUUGCAUUAGAACAUGGGCGUCAGUUCAUGGAUAAUAUGUCAGGAGGAAAAGUUGAUGAAGCACUUGUGAAAAGUUCAUGCUUACAUCCCUGGUCUAAACGAAAUGAUGUGAGUAUGCAGUACUCACAGGAUAUUCUUCGAAUGCUCCUCUCUCUUCAACCAGUUCUUCAAGAUGCUAUUCAGAAAAAGAGAACAGUAAGGCCUUGGGGAGUUCAGGGUCCUCUCACUUGGCAACAGUUUCACAAAAUGGCUGGCCGAGGAUCUUAUGGAACUGAUGAAUCUCCAGAACCACUGCCAAUUCCCACGUUUUUGUUGGGUUAUGAUUAUGAUUUUCUGGUGCUUUCUCCAUUUGCUCUCCCUUAUUGGGAGAGACUUAUGCUGGAACCCUAUGGAUCUCAAAGAGAUAUAGCCUAUGUUGUACUAUGUCCAGAGAAUGAAGCUUUGUUACAUGGAGCCAAAAGCUUUUUUAGAGAUCUUACUGCAAUAUAUGAGUCCUGUCGGUUGGGUCAACACAGACCUAUUUCUCAAUUGUUGAUGGAUGGGAUCAUGAGAGUUGGAUCUGCUGCAUCAAAGAAACUAUCAGAAAAGAUUGUAGCAGAAUGGUUUUCUCAGACAGCUGAUGGUAACAAUGAAGCAUUUUCUAAACUCAAGCUUUAUGCUCAAGUCUGCAAAUACGACCUAGGUCCUUAUCUUGCCUCCCAGCCAUUGGACAGCUCUCUACUUUCACAGCCAAAUUUAGUUACCCCUACCAGUCAGUCUUUGAUUACUCCCCCUCAGAUGACAAAUACUGGAAAUGCUAAUACAUCAUCUGCCACAUUAGCAUCUACAGCAAGCAGCACCAUGACAAUGACUUCAGGUGUUGCCAUAUCUUCUUCAGUUGCCACAGCUAAUUCAACUUUGACCACAAGUUCAUCUUCAUCAUCUUCCAACUCGAAUAGUGGAGUAUCAUCAAACAAAGUACCUUCAUUUCCACCCUUUGGCAGUAUGAACAGUAGUGGUACAGGAUCCAUGUCUACACAAGCAAAUACAGUUCAGAGUGGCCAGCUAGGAGGGCAACAGUCAUCAGCUCUGCAGACGGCUGGGAUUUCUGGAGACUCUUCUUCACUUCCCACUCAACCGCAUCCUGAUGUGUCUGAAAGCACAAUGGAUCGGGACAAAGUGGGAAUCCCCACAGAUGGUGAUUCACAUGCAAUUACCUAUCCACCUGCAAUUGUUGUUUAUAUAAUUGAUCCUUUUACAUAUGAAGAUAAAGAUGAGAGCACUAACUCUUCUAACGUGUGGACUUUGGGACUACUUCGAUGCUUUUUGGAAAUGGUCCAGACUCUUCCUCCUCAUAUCAAGAGUACUGUUUCUGUGCAGAUUGUUCCUUGUCAGUACCUCUUACAACCUGUGAAGCAUGAAGAUAGACAAAUCUAUACCCAGCAUUUAAAAUCCCUGGCUUUUUCGGCUUUUACCCAGUGUCGGAGACCACUUCCAACAUCAACCAAUGUGAAAACAUUGACAGGCUUUGGUCCAGGUUUAGCCAUGGAAACUGCUCUUAAAAGUCCUGAUAGACCAGAGUGUAUUCGACUUUAUACACCCCCAUUUAUUCUGGCUCCAGUGAAGGACAAACAGACAGAGCUAGGAGAAACAUUUGGAGAAGCUGGACAGAAAUACAAUGUUCUUUUCGUGGGCUACUGUUUAUCACAUGAUCAGAGGUGGAUUCUUGCAUCUUGCACAGAUCUAUAUGGAGAACUUUUAGAAACUUGUAUCAUAAACAUCGAUGUUCCAAAUAGGGCUCGUCGGAAAAAAGGUUCUGCUAGAAGAUUUGGUCUACAGAAACUUUGGGAGUGGUGCUUAGGACUUGUACAAAUGAGUUCAUUACCAUGGAGAGUUGUAAUUGGUCGUCUGGGAAGGAUUGGUCAUGGAGAAUUGAAAGACUGGAGCUGUUUGCUGAGUCGUCGAAACUUGCAGUCUCUAAGUAAAAGGCUCAAAGACAUGUGUAGAAUGUGUGGUAUAUCUGCUGCAGACUCUCCCAGCAUUCUGAGUGCUUGUUUAGUAGCAAUGGAACCCCAAGGCUCUUUUGUUAUUAUGCCAGAUUCGGUAUCAACAGGUUCUGUAUUUGGAAGAAGCACCACUCUAAAUAUGCAGACAUCUCAGCUAAAUACCCCACAGGAUACAUCAUGUACUCAUAUACUUGUGUUCCCUACUUCUGCUUCUGUACAAGUAGCUUCAGCUACUUACACCACUGAAAAUUUAGAUUUGGCUUUCAAUCCUAACAAUGAUGGAGCAGAUGGAAUGGGUAUCUUUGACUUAUUAGACACACCAGAUGAUCUUGAUCCUGAUAUCAUUAAUAUCCUUCCUGCAUCUCCAACUGCAUCUCCUGUACAUUCUCCAGGAUCUCAUUACCCCCAUGGAGGUGAUACUGGCAAGGGUCAGAGUACUGAUCGGCUACUUUCAACAGAGUCUCAUGAUGAAGUAACUAAUAUUCUCCAGCAGCCAUUGGCCCUUGGAUACUUUGUAUCAACUGCCAAAGCGGGUCCAUUACCUGACUGGUUCUGGUCAGCGUGUCCUCAAGCACAAUAUCAGUGUCCCCUUUUUCUUAAGGCCUCUUUGCACCUCCACGUGCCUUCAGUGCAAUCUGACGAGCUGCUUCACAGUAAACACUCCCACCCACUUGACUCGAAUCAGACUUCCGAUGUCCUCAGGUUUGUUUUGGAACAGUACAAUGCACUCUCCUGGCUAACCUGUGACCCUGCAAUCCAGGACAGACGCUCAUGUCUCCCAAUUCAUUUUGUGGUGCUGAAUCAGUUAUAUAACUUUAUCAUGAAUAUGCUGUGAUCUUUAUUUGUCGGAACUGUGCAAGAAAAGAAUGAGGAAGAAAGAAUAUUUUGCUGCAGGAUUACGUUACAAUUAUCUUCUCAGUGAAAGUCAUUUGUGAUGGGGUCUAAUUCUUAUUACUUCAACAAAUAUUGUUUUGACUUGGGGGAGGGGCUAUAACCCUAUUUUUCAUUGACUGUAUUGAACCUUAGGAUGAUGACUGAUCAUACAAAACGUAUUAUAACAUUUUCGUAGCAAAAAUUAACUUUUUUUUUCCAGUCACAGUAUUUGUGAAGAGUAAUGAGCCAUAGUACCCAGUCAUGUUAAAUGAAUAUUAAAAGCAUGGAGAGGAAACAUGAGGAACAAUGAAUACCAACACAUGGCUUUAGAACAUCAAGGUGUUCUUGUAUUGGAUUAUAGUAUCUAGUAUUCAAAAAUGCCUGCAUCUCUUAUUUAUUGUAAGUUUUUAAUGUAUAAAUUGUCUUAUAUUUCUUAACCUCUUUUAUAAAAAUUUUCCUAGAAGGUUUAUAUUGCCUUCUUGCUUUAAAGCAAUUGGUCUAAAAUAUAUGUAAUCGUCUUAAUUAAAAAGUUGCAGUAGGGUUGCUUUUAGAGUAUUAUUUUUUUGUAAGGGGGUGGGUGGGACAGUAAAUUUGUAUUGUCUCAAUGUACAGUUUAAUGGGGAUAGAAGGGGAAUAAUGUCCAUACCAUUGUGUGUGGAGGAUUUACAGCUAAGCUGUAGUUGCAGAGUACAUGUACAGUAAUGAAGUUCACUGUGUUUAUAAAAUGAAAAGGUACCGGGUCUUACAGCAUUUUAUAUAUCACAUCUUUACAAAAUAACAUGAUGGCAAUAUACAAGUGAUAUUGUUAGGUGGUUUAACUUAGAAUAAAUUGAAAAUUCUUCAGUUAUAUUUUGUACUAUGGUUUAGGGCUAUGACUAAUAUUUCAGGCCAUUUCCAGUGAAAGAAACUUAGUUUUACAAGAAAAACAUUUGCUACUGAAUGCUUAAACUAAUUUUGGUGUUUAAUGUUACAUGUUUAAAUUUUUUUGAGUUUUAACAGUGGCACAUUUAGGCAUGGGAAUAUUAUUAUGAAAUUUAUCUGCAGGAUCUGCUAUACGGUUGAAAUUUAGCCCAGCUCUAGACAUUUUACAAAUUAAGAGCGGUCACUCUUGAUUGUUUGCUUUUUUUUUUUUUUUUUAAAUUAAGGAUUGGGAAUGUGUGUGAGAGUAUGCAUAUGUAUGAGUGUGUGUGUGCAAUCAAACUGUGGUGUAAAUAGAUUCUCAGUGAAUCCUGGUAUUCAGACUCUAUUCCACUAGUGAAAAAACCAUUUUCUAAACUUAAACCUGUUUCCCUUUGUCUUUUUAUUUAUUUAAUUUUCUUGGUUUGGAGAUGGCAGUCCCAAACACCAGAGUCUGUACUUUUUUUAUAACACAGCUCAAAUUAAGGUAGGGCAUAUGCCAAGGAGGUUCUCACCUCCCUAAAGAAGGGACUUGAAUUUUAGGGACUUUAAUUCACCCCUUCCUUCAGUAAAACUUUCCCUCUUGUUUGCACAUGCCAAGAUAACUGCUUUUCUGCAGGCUUUACCCCCUUAAAAAAUCCUUUCUACAGUGCUGCUCACAAGAGAGCCCAAGUUAGCCUUUGACUUGCAUUGCUGACUUGAAUUCACAGUCACCAAGUCUACCUAUCUUUCUUAGAAGCAGUCUAGCAAAAUUCCUAUUUAUAUGUUCAUUAGUUAUCUACAAGGACAAAACCAGUUGUAUUUACAAAACUUUAAUUCAGCAUUUUUUUUACUGAAGUUUGUUUUGUAAGUACUAUAUGCUUAACAUAAAUAUCAUUUUCUUAUGAACAGUAUAAAUUGAAAUUGUGUAUAUGAAAACAUUAGAAAGUCUUUGUUUUUUCUAUAAAGAAAAAAUUGAUGACAACAGUUUUCAGUCAUUUAUUCAAGAGUAUAAUGAAAUCCCAGUGGUCAGUCAGCAUAUUUUGAUAUUAAAUUCAGAGAUCACACCUCUGCAUUAAUUUUUAAAUUAUACUAACAACCACAGAUUAUGUUGGCAUGUUUUCUUCUAUACUUUCUACCAAAAAAAAGCUUGUCUGAAAUUUGAAGGAAAUAUGCAUAUUUGCAAUUUCUAUAAAAAGAAUAUUCUUUUUUAUGUAUUUUGCUCAAUAGUGACUUUAAAAAACUAAAGUUAUAUUCUCAGCUGUUUAAAAUCACUAACCUAUGAUAACCACACCUCAGUUUGAAAAAAGAUUUUUAAAAAUUAUUCCCUGAGAGUUUCUUUUUUAAGGAGCCAUAAGGAGGGAACCCAGUAUGCAAUUCCUUUUUUUAAUCUGGGAAUCAGGGAAUAGUUCCUAAAUAUACAAAAUUUACUGAUACAAUAUUUUUUUCUUCCCUUCAUGUACCAGUUCACACUCAAAUAGAAAGUUUUUUUUGUUUUGUUUUGUUUUGUUUUUUUGGUACCGGAGAUCGAACUCGGGUCCUUGCGCUUGCGCAGCAGGUGGCAAAACCACUGAGCUAAAUCCCCGGCCCCUAAUAGAAAGUUUUUAAAUAGCCAUUCGGACUUGUUUCAGAAAAAAGAAAAAUCAAGCCUUUUGUGGAGGAUGAAGAAUCUGACUAAUGUACUGUCACAGACAAGUAUAAGUAGUUUUGUUUCAUUUGAAUAGGUAAGCAAAAUAUACUUUAUACCAGUGAAUUACCAACACCUUGACUUGGUUACAGUGCUCAUGUCUGUUUUUUCUGAAGUUAUCCAUUAUGAAGCAGGGUGGAAGUUCAGUAUUUUGACAUUUUAAAAGUUUAGUUAUAUAAUGUCUGCUUCCAGCCAGUGAGAAACAUCUAGCCAUACCUUUCUUAUGCAAGCCAUUCAGUUAUCAGGACUGUGAAUUAACACUGUAUGAAUAAAUUUCUGUACACCUUAUCGUUUGGCCAGAAGGCCACCAAGUGUACUUAUAUGUAAUCCUUAAAUUUUAAAGUAGCUGUAAUUUUUAAAUAUUUCUAAACUUUUCAUAAACCACUAAAAUUAAGCUCUUACUACUUAGUCAAUUAUCCUCAGCUGUAUUCGUACUCAAUUGUCAGUAUGGCACAGAUUACUGUAUUAAAAUACUCUCUUUUCGUCUUCAUAUUUACCUUCUGAGGUAAUUUUUUAACUUAAUGUGUUACUACAAAGAUUUGCAGAUCUUUAAUCAAGCACUAUGUUAAUACUGUAAUAUCAAAAUACUAUGUUGCAUUAUUUAAAGUGUUCAAAUUGAAUAGUUUAAAAGGAAGUUUUUAAAUGCUAUAUUGCAUCAUAUAAUUUGCUACUCAUCCACUAUGGCAUUGCAUAUUAGUCUGUUAAUACAUUUAAUGUUGCAUGAGUGAUAUUUUGGUCUGGGUUUCCUCUUAAGAUUUUAGUUUGCCUAAAUUAAGGAAAAAUGUUAUUAACAAUACUACAUUUUUAUUUUGUCCCCCCACCCCCAAUCAGCUGGAAAUCUUAACCUUUUGGAUUUUCUUGGUGUUUUAAUGGGCCCAGAACUGUGGUUUAAUUUUUUAUAUAUGUAUUUUAUUUUUUUGUGGAGUAUAAAUUUGAAAACUGGAUUUGGGACCUAAAAUACUCCUCAGGUUGACAUAUUCAUUAAGUUUUAAAAUAGCUUUAGUUUUCAAAGUAAACUGGAUUUGUGGACCUUAAAGUUCCUGAGUUUAAACUACAAGUUGUAAUGUCAUCACUGGACACGUCAGCGUCACCCUCUCCGAACAGCGCAGUCACUUUAUGAAGGGGCAUCUUAAAGCUGCUGUUAGCAGUGACAUUCAAUAUGGUCCAAUUGCUUUUCUUUUUUAACACGACAAAAAAGAAUAAGGAACAAACACUAUUGCUGCCGAAUGCCAUAACACUGAGUUGUACAAAUUGUGAUUGAGGAAAUGGAAAAGGUUUAUACUUUUUAAAAAAAAAACAAAAAAAACAAAACUUCAAAUGGAAUAAAUUAUUCACGAAGCCUUU
Molecule: messenger RNA, 10624 nt
Organism: Heterocephalus glaber (naked mole-rat)
Lineage: Eukaryota; Metazoa; Chordata; Mammalia; Rodentia; Bathyergidae
Source: RefSeq, a predicted model, not a curated record